This is a messenger RNA of Pelobates fuscus (common spadefoot toad), 4526 nucleotides long. It is a transcript of the gene CGNL1, whose product is annotated as cingulin like 1. The transcript is spliced from 19 exons. The coding region runs from base 81 to 3974 and encodes 1297 amino acids. NCBI's taxonomy places the organism in Eukaryota, Metazoa, Chordata, Amphibia, Anura, Pelobatidae. The record is from RefSeq and is a predicted model, not a curated record. Gene Ontology annotation, cellular component: myosin complex; bicellular tight junction. Gene Ontology annotation, biological process: protein localization to cell-cell junction.
CGCUGUGUUUGGGAUAAUAUGGUAAUAUGCUCAUUGCUGAGGAGAGACACAGGCACACAUAAGCUGAAGAAUUAAAUAUCAUGGAUUCCAGUUUUGAUGGGCAAAGAUAUGAUCAGAGUAGCAAUGUUCGCAGCCGACCCUCUGAAGGUAGAACACGAAAGCAAAGAAAUUCACAGAAUACUAAAGAAAGUUCUUAUGGAGUAAGCAUCAGAGUACAAGGAAUAGAUGGGCAUCCAUAUAUAGUGCUAAAUAAUAAGGAUGGACACUUGAAAAGUAAUGUUUCUCCAACUGAACCUGAUUCCAUGUCUCUUGGCAGACCGUUCUAUAAUUCAAGUAACACUCAAUCCUCUGUAAGAAACCUUCACGAAGAUCCACCCUUUCCAGAAAACCCAUACGAGUCAUUUAAAUCUACUCCAAAACUGCAAUUUUGGGGUUCUGGUAGUGAGCAGACAGAAUUCAAGAAUGGUUCCUUACAAAGUUCAAGUUUGUUGAAUUUUGAAAGAAACCCUGAACUUUUGAAACCAUAUGACCCGGAAGAAAACUGUUUGAAUAUAGAGAAUAAUGAGUUAAUUAUAAAACAUCAAAGCACAUACCAUAUAGAGGAGAAACCCAAAAAAGACUCCAGUAAUUUGAUUUCUUCAUAUAAAUGGCAAGCCACUAAAAAUACAAACACAAAAUCUCUUGAUUCAUUGAGACUUGAUAACAAAGAAUUAUCAUUAUCUUCAUCUACAAAGGAGGAAAACCAAAACAAGGUCCCACCAGCUAAUGUAAGUGUUGUAAGUAGCCCAAGUGAAAAUAUAACUAAUGAAUCGUUUUCUACUAGCAGUGGAUCCCCACACAGCAGCUUUUCUAAUGCUCUUUCUGAACCCAGAAAGGCAAGGCCAGACGUUCUUCAAUUCAGAAGACAGGAUUCUGCAGGCCCAGUUCUUGAGGGGUCAAGGUCACGCAGGUCCUCCUGUUCCUCAACUGCAACCUCAUCUCAUUCAUUGCAAAGGUUUUUGCUGGAGGAGCAAGAAGAUGCACUGUACGCGGAUAAUGUUAACCGCCAUCAAAAUAGACGGUACAUUCCGUUUGUGCCUGGCACUGGCCGAGAUAUUGAUACUGGGUGCAUUCCUGCAGUGGAUGAACUGAUAGAGAAAUUUGAUUCCAACACCCCUGCACAAAGAAGAGGCCGAUCAGCCAGAAGAAAUAGAAUUCAUCCAGAUGACCGUAAAAGAUCUAGAAGUGUUGAUAGUGCUUUACCUUUUGGUCUUCAAGGCAAUUCAGAUUACUUAAAUGAGUUCAGUAAGAAUUUGGGGAAAUCAAAUGAACACUUAUUGAGACCCUCUCAGUUUUUCCUACAGAAGUCACAUACUCACAGCUAUAAACUACCCUUCAGAAGACAGAACACCACCAGUAGUCUUCCUGCCCAGUCUUCUAUUCAAGAUAGUGUUCAGAAGAAUAGCUUUGGUUCUUUACAGUAUCACAGAGAGAAACCCAAUAGCGAGCCUUUGCAGCUGGAUGAAACGGAUAGCGCGUCGGUCUUGUCCACAUUACAGAACGGAAACCAAGAAAAUGGUGACAUCAAAUGCAUGACCUCUUCAGUAAAGCUACUAAAUCACAUUUCUGCAUCAUCAGAAUCUAGAGCAAAGAAGGGUUCUAUUAAAAUACAGUCUUCAUCACAAAGUGCACAGGUGACCCCUGAUUUAUUGAAAGGCCAGCAACAACUUGCUCAACAAACCAAUGAGGAAACUGCAAAACAGAUACUUUAUAAUUAUUUGAAAGACGGGAGUCCUGAUAAUGAUGAUGCAACAAAACGAAAAGUCAACCUGGUAUUUGAAAAAAUUCAAACCUUAAAAUCAAGAGCAUCCAGCACAUCGCAAGCUUCUGAUCCUUCAUUAGACGUUAAAACUUUGUCUGAACAGAAACUUGAACUGGAAAAGAAACUCGUUGUUCUUCAGAAGAAGCUUGAUGAGCAGAUGAAGAAUCAGGAUAACCACUAUGAAGAGAAAUCUAAGACCAGAGCAAACAUGAAGGAUGUUCAAGAACAACUUGAAAAGAAUAUGGAAGAAAACAUUGUCCUCCGGGAGAAACUUGGCCAGAGCGAGAAGGAAUUAAGAAAGCAUCUUGAAGAAUUGUUUGAACUGAAAAUGGAGCAAGAGCAGUAUCAAACGGAGAUAAGGGACCUGCAGGAACAGCUGUCAGAAAUGCAUGAUGAACUGGACAAUGCCAAGAGCUCUGUGGUCGACGAUGGUGAGAGAGAAGAAUUGAUAGACGAGCUGAUUCAAAUGAAACAAGGUGUCCACGAGUUACUGAUUGCUAAAGAAGAGCAAGAAGACCUCUUAAGAAAGCGAGAACGUGAGCUCACUGCCUUAAAGGGAGCUUUAAAGGACGAGGUAUCCACCCAUGAUCAAGAGAUUGAUAAACUCAAAGACCAGUAUGAUAAAGAACUUAAGAAGCUACGUGAUAGUCUGGAAGAAGCUGUUGAGAGUACAAAGGAUAUUACUGUACAGAAGAGUGAAGCCAAUCGAAUAAAAACUGAAUGUGAAAAAAGAGUGAAAGGAUUAUUGGAGGAGAACGAAGAGCUAAGAAGGAAAAUACAGCAGCUUGAGGCCAAAAUAGCUGAAUAUCAUGCCGAGAUUAAGGAAUUAAAUGAAGACACAGACAGAACGAGAGAGAAAAUGAAGAAAUCAGAGAGAGAAAAACAGCAGCUGGCUGAAGCUUUGGAUAAAGCCAAUGAACGAGUGAAGGAGACAUUGCAAGUUUCGAGAAAGCUAGAAAAUCAACUGGAAGACAUGAAGAGAAGCCUCAAUAGAAUUACUCAUGAGCACCACCAAUUAUCUGAGAGAUUAAAAGAUGAGUCCAGCCAAAAAGAACAAUUAAGAAAUUUGAAGAAUGAGAUGGAAAAUGAACGUUGGCAACUUGACAAGACCAUUGAAAAAUUACAAAAGGAGAUUUCCGAAAAUGUUGCAUUUUCCAGAACAACUACAGUGGAUCUUCAGAAGCAGUUUGAUGAGUACAAAGACAAGCAUCGUAAGGACACAUCUGAAAUGCAAAGACAUUUAAAUGAUAAAACUCUGGAAGUGGAAAAGGCUUUGCAGAUGAUUAAAAAGCUACAAGAUGAGAUUCGGCACUUGGAAGAGAAUUUACAAGACCAACAGAGGGCUCACGAUGAGGCAUUAACCAAGAACCAUCUUCUUCAGCAAACCAUUAAAGACCUUCAGUAUGAACUGGACGCUAAAACGCACUUCAAAGAUGAUCGUAUUAGACAGAUUAAAUCCAUGGAGGACAAGAUGUUACAGCUUGAAAUGGAACUUGAUGAAGAAAAGAACAAUUCAGACCUACUUUUGGAGCGAAUAACCAGGUGCAGGGAGCAGAUCGAGCAAACAAGGGGGGAGCUACUUCAAGAAAGAGCAACAAGGCAAGACCUCGAAUGUGAUAAAAUGUCUUUGGAGAGACAGAACAAAGAUCUCAAGAGCAGAAUAGCUCAUCUGGAAAGUUCACAUAGAUCUAAUAAAGAAGGGCUUGUCGCUCAGAUGGAAGUAAGAAUAGCGGAAUUGGAGGAGCGCCUAGAAAAUGAAGAAAGAGAUCGGGCAAAUCUCCAACUUAGCAAUCGCAGGCUGGACAGGAAAGUGAAGGAGUUAAUGAUGCAAGUUGAUGAUGAACACCUCAGUCUAACAGAUCAAAAAGAUCAGCUAAGUUUAAGACUGAAAUCAAUGAAGAGGCAAGUUCAAGAAGCUGAAGAGGAAAUAGACAGGCUAGAAAGUGCCAAAAAGAAGAUUCAAAGGGAUUUGGAAGAGCAAGUGGAUCUAAAUGACCAACUGCAAAGUCAACUGAAUGCUGCAAAGAAGGAGCUGAGCAGGCGCAAGAGUUCUUCCAACAAAAUCUUGAAUGAACUUGAAGAUGAUGACGAUGACAUCAGCACUGAUGGAGAUAGCCUUUACGAUGCUGCCUCUCCAUAUAGAUUAUCUAGGGACGAGGUCUUAGCGUCAUAACGAAACCCCUGUAAAUAUGCAGUACAUCUUAAAAGCUCUUCAUCUAUAAAGAAGCUGUCGCCAAAUGGCACCAAGCCACCGAGAACGAACAUUGUGACUGUUGUAUUGCAUAUAACCUGAAGCAAACAGACUCUAUAUUUUGCAAUUAUCAGAAUGUUUCUUUGUAAAUACUAUAAUUUUGAUAUAAAACAUAUAUAUUUCAAAUCAUUUCACAUAACUGUUACAAAUCAUGUCUUAUAUAUUUUUUUACUUUUAAAGGACGGCUUGACUGGGGUUGGCUACAUUUUAACUUCCCAGCUGCUGAAUAUCAAUCCUGGGUGGCGUGUUGGCAAGUCAGGUGUAUAGUCACAGGCUCGCCACCCAUGACACGGACAAUCCGCUGUUAUCAAAUGAUGGGAAAGAUAGCACUGUGAUGUAAAUAUUGGUAUGGAAUGAUUCCGUCACUGAAUUACUGUAAAAUCAAUAUGCAAGUCAUUCUCAUUACAUGUUUAUCCUGCCAUAUGAAAUGUUAUUUUUUUUCUAUUUCCUUGAAUAAAAUAACUUUUUAAUGUA